This is a messenger RNA of Hemibagrus wyckioides, 8357 nucleotides long. RefSeq lists its product as uncharacterized. Lineage: Eukaryota; Metazoa; Chordata; Actinopteri; Siluriformes; Bagridae. The transcript is spliced from 17 exons. Gene Ontology annotation, biological process: regulation of apoptotic process. The record is from RefSeq and is a predicted model, not a curated record. The coding region runs from base 1917 to 8174 and encodes 2085 amino acids.
CAGAUCACGUGGUUAUGGGAAAACGAGUCCGGCUCCAGCACAGUGCUUCACUCUGAGACUUUUUGAUACAAACUUCGAAAGCUCUGUGUCCAUCGUCACAUCACUAGUUUGAUCUGCUCAGAAGUGGGCGACGUGUUGGAGACAAUAUCCAAUAGUGGAUGAAUAAAUGAAUGUUCCGAUGUUAGCGCUAUCAAUUAACAGGAUAUUCAACAUCACAGUCACGCCUAGUUUCACUUUAACGGUGAAUCCAGACAUUCUGGGUGAACUUCCCCAUCUGCAGUAUUUCGGGAUUUCUAGAAAGUCGACUUUUAAGAUUUUAAAGUAGUUUUGUGUGAAGCAGCCGCGGGGAUCUGAACCAAGCAGAACAACAUCCAGCUUUCCCUCUGUAAGUCUUUUCACCCUGUCCGGGAAUGGACACUUGGGAAGUGUUACAGUUUCGGGUUUGUUGAUAUUUCCGGGAUACAGCACGUGUUUGGUCUUUUUUCUCUCCAGAGGUUUUUCCUUCUACAAUAUCUAUAAAAUCAACUUAACUUAAAUACUCAAUCCUCGUCGUUAUCCUAGUAUCCAAGUAUUUGUACAAAAAUAUUCGGAGGUUUUUUGUUUUUUGGGAAGCUUUACUUUCGUUUUCUUGUAUCUGCUGAAAAUACUUAAGCCAAUAAAAUUUUCAGAUUUAAGUUUUUGUGAAAUGUAAAGCAUGUUACUGAAAUUACAAUCUACAUGCAGGAGCUGAUACUUUGGGGGUACUUUAUAUUAUGGGGUGUGUUUUGCAUUUGGAUGUGAUGUCAGUCAAAGUCGACCACAUUUUAAACCACCUUCCAAUGGCUAAGAAGGAAAAAUGUGUUGAUUUACUUUGUAUCUUAGUUGGACCUCUUUGUUUCCCCCAUGGAGUAAUUAAUAAUAAUACAACUAUGAGUUCUUUAUUUCAAAAUGAUAUUGUUUCUAUCCAUCUAUAUUCCAGAUAUUUAAAAAAAAAAACCUUGACACAUAUGAUUUUGAGGUUAAUCCAGUCGAGAUUUGCAUCUGUUAGUAAAUUUCCACACUCUCAGGAGCUGGAUAUACAUGUUUGAAUUUACAGGAUUUUUCUGAAAUCAGUAAAAGCCUUUAACUGUUGUACUUUUGAAUAAUAAAACAGAACAGAAGGGGUUGCAGUUUGGUAAACCUGGCAUUCAAAACUCACAACCUUCCGAUCAGUAGUCCAAUAGCUUACUGUCCCUUUAAAGGUGCUCUCAGAUUUAAAGAUAAAAGAUUUGAUAAUGCAAAAGUUAACAGAACACAUGACAUCUUUAUUCAGUCCUAUGUUAAAAAAGCAGAACCAAAACAUACAAUUCUGAAAUCUUUUAAGUGUUGACUGUUUACAUGUAAAGGAAAAAGUUUAUAUCAUGUGCAUGGCUUAAGACUGAGGAAAAAAAAUCCCCUUUAAAUAAUUUGUAAAACUGAUCAUAUGUAUUUCGUUCUGUUGUUAGAAUGGGGUUAGGAUGGAAGGAUUGGCUAAUUUUGCAAAUUUUCCCUUCAAAGAAGGUAGUAAGGGGUGAAAGAGGAGGUGGGCAGAGACUUCCUAACCCUAGGUUGACGAAUGUAGAAAAAACUGAGGAACUCGCCUAUUUGAAAAGCAGAAAUUCCCCGUCUACUUUAUGGAAAAAUGUCUAACUAUAUGAGAGGAAAGAGAGACUGAGAGGGAGAGAGACUGAAUAGAGAUUGUGGCAUGUAUAUAAGCAGAAUUAAGAAUGUGUGACAGGCAGGGAGAGCGAUGGUCUGAAAAGUGGAGUUGGGUAUCAUUGAUGUCUAGACUUGUGGAAGUCGAUUGUCAUUGCAUAUUUAAUUUUAAUUCAUUAGUUGUUAGUAAAUAUAGAUUGUUAUAUUAUUUAUACGUUUAGAUGGAUGGAGUUUUAUGAAGCUAAAGAUUUGAAAGCAUCAACAUGGCUUCUUCAAAUGGGUCUGCAAAAGAAUAUGUCAGAAAUGCUCGUGAAAAUCUGGUUGGACGUCUACAAAACCUGCCUGUUAUUGUUGAAAAACUUCACCAACAGAAUAUUUUCAAUGCCAAUGAAGUUAGUAUAAUUGAGGCAGAACCAGAAAAGUACAACAAAACUAGGAAGAUAUUGGACUGGGUCUUAAACAAGGGUGAGGAGGCCUGUUAUAACUUUCUCCGAAUACUGGAUCGUGAGAGGAACUUGGUCUUUCCAAGGUCAGAUUCUUCUAGCCUGACUCCUGAUUUACAUACAUGGAUCUGCCUGUUCUCCUUUAGAGAUGAGGCUGAAGAUGACUAUAUUGAAGGACCCAUAUCAUGUCAUCGUCUGCAAAAUAUUUUAAGGACAACAAGAAAACAAAUUCUUGGUCAACAGUGGAGUCAGAACCUUCGGUUCUAUGGAGGAAAUGUUCAAGAAAAGUUCACUUUUCUUCCUCUAGUUUUAGAUACAGACACUAAAAAAAAUACACCCCGUAACAAAAUCAUACUUAAGAGUAAGAAAUCUACAAAGUCCCAUUCAAAAAAGAUGAAGGCCUACAUACCAAAGGACACACAGAGACAAUCCCCUGAAGAUUUACUCAAUAGCAGGGAGAAGAGUAUCCUAAUAGUAGGAAAACCUGGAAUUGGGAAGACGACAGUUGUUCAGCAAAUGUUGCAUCACUGGGCAGAAAGAGACGACGGAAAACUUGACUUCAUGUUUUACUUUGAUGAAAACACACUGACAAAUACCUCAACUCCAGUUAGCUUAGAAAAUCUCCUGCUGAGCACAUUUCUAAUGUCAAAUCCACAGAUUAAAGAAAAUGCUGAAGAAAUCUUGCAGUAUCUUCAAGAAUAUUCUGAAAGAGUCACCAUUGUUUUUGAUGGAAUCAGAGAUUUUCAGGACAACGUGAUUUUGCUGGGGAUCAUACAACUUCUGCCUGAAGCAAAGAUAGUGGCAACAUGCAGGCCUGAAGUAGAGUACGAGUUCUCUGACUGGACAACAUGCAAAGUCUAUGUUCAAGGUUUCAGUGAAGAGUCGAUUUAUGAUUUUUUUAGGAAAGUGUCAGAUACUGAUCCAGAGUUGGUAGACAUUGUGAUAAACAAUCCUGCUCUCUUCAGUCUCUGCCACGUCCCUAUGUAUGCUUUUAUGGUGGCAGCCUGCAUUUCAUACUACACUUCUGAAGAAGCACAGAAACCCUUCACAGCUAGUGAGCUGUACGUACGAAUUUUCCGUCACUGUCUACAGAGACACAGAAAUAAGAAACUACUGCAUUUAGAUGAACACAUUAAAAACUGCAGAGACAAGGUCCUGUCUUUAGCAGAGAGCGCUUUCAAUGCAACCAAGUCAAAAACUAUCGACCUGGAGUUUGAUUUUGAUAAGGGAGGCAUUGCUGGUGCUUUCUUGAAGACUGUCUCAGUUGUGUCACCAGCAUGUGCCAAGACAUUUUGUGCAUUUCUUCACAACACAAUGCAGGAAUUUUUUUCUGCUCUCUGGCUUCUUGAAAAAUCAGAAAUACUUGAUGAUGUACUCCUUCUGUGUCAGAAUGAAAACAGUGAACACAUGAAAUAUAUAAUUCCUUUCCUCUGUGGACUUCAAUCACAAACCAACAUUGAUCAUCUGAAGUGUCUCUUUCCACUGAACAAAGUGAAGGAAAAUAGUGAUGGGUUCAUUGAGAAGGUCUUAAACACUUUCAUUGGUGAAAAACCAGAGGAUGAAUACGUUGACAUUGCCUUCAUAUGUCAGUGUCUGUAUGAAUUUCAGUCACCUGAAACCUGCUGCUCAUUUCUAGAGAGAAUAAACUAUCAUCUAGAUUUGAGUGAGGAACAUCUUGACCCUUACACAUGCUGUGCUGUGUCCUAUGUAAUCAACCACUCCAGAAACACACAGGUUCAUCUUGAUUUGGAGAACAGUGCUGUGUCCCUCUCAGGCCUGAAGAUGAUUCUCAAACAUAAACAAUAUCUAAGGGAGUUACCAACAACACUCUGUCAGGUGUGGACAAUUUCCUUGAAACAUGAGCGGUUGGAUGAUUUGAUACAGCUCCUGCAGGUACUGGGAAAUGAGAUUCACCUUCUGAUGAGCAGUAAGACAGAUGUGCUUGAGCAAGCUGGAAAAAUUAUAACCCAAUGUUCAGAACAAAUAAAUCUCUAUCUACACUGUGAUAAAGAUCCACACCAGCUCACACAUGUUCUGUGCGACACAGUGCUCUCUUGGCUCCCACACAUCAGCUCUCUCCAGUUUACAUUUAAACAAAGAGAAUCUUUGGAAGAGUAUCAACAGAUUUUAAGGUCAUAUAAACUGGAUUUAUGUCUACAAGCAUUUCUGAAGCAAAGAGAAGACGACAUCUGGAAAACAGUAAAGAAAAUAAUGGCAGAUGAAUAUGAAGAACGGAGUGAUUUCCUGCUGGACCUGUUCUCACAUGUGAAGAAGUAUGAAAGUAAAACAGACAGGAGUAUCCUUCCAGCACUGCUGUCAGUUUACCGGUCACUUCCUGCAGUCUGGUUUUAUGUGUUUGACUCUAAACAGGAAGAGAAAGAACCAGAAGAGAGGUGGAGAACAUUUCUACUGGAUUUGUGUCUGAAAUCAGCUCUACACCAACCACAAAACAUUCAGCAGACAGUGGAGACAGUGAUGCCUCAUUAUGAUGAAGAACAGAGUGAUUUCCUGCUGGAUCUGUUCUCACAUGUGAAGCAGUAUGAGAGUAAAACAGACAGGAGUGUCCUUCCAGCAUUGCUGCCAGUUUACCGGUCACUUCCUGCAGUCUGGUCCAUAAAGCUCUCAGAGAGAAAAGUCUCCCUCCUCCUAGAAGUGCUGAAACUCCAAACACAGAAGAAACCAGUGGAGCUGAUAGACUGGUCAGAUGAAGAGAGUGAAGUGAGGAGUUUCCUUCAGUGUCUGCCCUACAUCUCACAGCUCAGGUUUAAUGAGUUUGAUUCAGACUCUGCAUCCAUGCAGAGUUUGGUCAAUCUGUUCAUCUCAGCAGUCGACUGUCAACCUGAUAAAGGAGAGAGUUUUACUGAGCUGCUGGCAUCAGUGUGCAGCUACGACACAUUCCCUUUUGGAGAAGAGGUUCAUAGAUUCCAUGAAAGACAGAGUGAUUUCCUGCUGGAUCUGUUCUCACAUGUGAAGCAGUAUGAGAGUAAAACAGACAGGAGUGUCCUUCCAGCAUUGCUGCCAGUUUACCGGUCACUUCCUGAAGUCAGGUUUUAUGUGUUUGACUCUAAACAGAAAGAGAAAAAAGAGAGAUGGAGAACAUUUCUACUGGAUUUGUGUCUGCAAACAGCUCUACACCAACCACAAAACAUCCAGCAGACAGUGGAGAAAGUGAUGCCAGAUACUAAAUACUAUCAUUAUUAUGAUGAAGAACAGAGUGAUUUCCUGCUGGAUCUGUUCUCACAUGUGAAGCAGUAUGAGAGUAAAACAGACAGGAGUGUCCUUCCAGCAUUGCUGCCAGUUUACCGGUCACUUCCUGCAGUCUGGUCCAUAAAGCUCUCCGAGAGAAAAGUCUCCCUCCUCCUAGAAGUGCUGAAACUCCAAACACAGAAGAAACCAGUGGAGCUGAUAGACUGGUCAGAUGAAGAGAGUGAAGUGAGGAGUUUCCUUCAGUGUCUGCCCUACAUCUCACAGCUCAGGUUUAAAGUGUUUGAUUCAGACUCUUCAUCCAUGCAGAUUUUGGUGAAUCUGAUCAUUGCAGCAGUCGACUGUCAAUCAGAUAAAGGAGAGAGUUUUACUGAGCUGCUGGCAUCAGUGUGCAGCUACGACACAUUCCCUUUUGGAGAAGAGUUUGAGGAAUUCCAUGAAGGACAGAGUGAUUUCCUGCUGGAUCUGUUCUCACAUGUGAAGCAGUAUGAGAGUAAAACAGACAGGAGUGUCCUUCCAGCAUUGCUGCCAGUUUACCGGUCACUUCCUGCAGUCUGGUCCAUAAAGCUCUCAGAGAGAAAAGUCUCCCUCCUCCUAGAAGUGCUGAAACUCCAAACACAGAAGAAACCAGUGGAGCUGAUAGACUGGUCAGAUGAAGAGAGUGAAGUGAGGAGUUUCCUUCAGUGUCUGCCCUACAUCUCACAGCUCAGGUUUAAAGUGAAUGAUUACCAGAAGCCGAAACCUGCAGAGUUCCUGAUGAGUCUCCUCCAUCACUCUACAGAAAGUGACAGACACACAGGGGGAAAAUCACUGGAGCUGUUAGCAUCACUGUGCAAUCACACAUCUUUUCCUUAUGGAGAACACUACACAUGGAAUAACAGUGAAUUCCUGCUGGAUCUGUUCUCACAUGUGAAGCAGUAUGAGAGUAAAACAGACAGGAGUGUCCUUCCAGCAUUGCUGCCAGUUUACCGGUCACUUCCUGCAGUCUGGUCCAUAAAGCUCUCCGAGAGAAAAGUCUCCCUCCUCCUAGAAGUGCUGAAACUCCAAACACAGAAGAAACCAGUGGAGCUGAUAGACUGGUCAGAUGAAGAGAGUGAAGUGAGGAGUUUCCUUCAGUGUCUGCCCUACAUCUCACAGCUCAGAUGUGAAGAAACGUUAAUUCCAUGUUUAAGUAAAGCAGCUGCUGACCACACAGAAGACACGAAGCUGGUGAGGGCUUUCUUUGCUGCUGUGGACUUCAUCUUCAUUAUAGAUUGGGUUUUAACCACUCGUGAGUGCAGGGCUGUGGGGAAAUUACUGAAUCUCUCAGACUCUAAACUCAAACUCACUCUGAAACCCCAAGCCAUCUCUCUCCGAGGGGCCAGACUUCUCUUCAGACACACCACACACCUACAGAAACUCUGCCUGAGUGAGCGUGUGGUAGGGAGGAUGGUACGAGCAUUUCGAGCAGUGAGAGCCGGUGGCUCUUUGGUCAUUGAGGAGCUCUGUCUGGACUUUAACAGCUCAAACCCAGAGAUCUUCAGAUUUCUGAGCAGUUUCUCCUCCCUCCUGAACAUCUGGACUGUUCACUGUGUGAACCUCACUGAGUGCAGGAUGGAGGCUCAGUCUCUCAUCAGCCUCAUGCGUCAUCCUGGCCAUUUCAAUAUCAGAUUAUCAAAAGCGACUCUCCAGCAGUUUACUGGUCUGCUGUAUGAGGCUCAGGAUGGGGAACUGACCCGCUUUUUCCUGGAGAAGGUGGGAGGAGACCUGACUUCCUGUUCUCUCAGUUGGGAGGAGCUUAUCUAUUUUCUCCAGCAGCGAGUUUGCCGCAUUAGUGUGAACAUCAGAAAGAGCAAAAUCACAUAUAAACACACCAGAGAGAUUCUUCCUCUACUGUCUGAAAUUCAGUUUAAACGAUUGAACCCCAGUGUUGCGCUGUCAAUCAUCAGAGAGAUCUAUGAGACUGGCUCUGCUCACUGUGUGUCCAGUCUGUUGAGUUCAGUACACAACUGUAUCAACCUGAACAAUACACAGCUGGACUCAUACCACUGUACUGCCCUGUGCUUCACCCUCCAACACUGUACAUCUGUCUCUCUGAGCCUGCUGUGGACCUCCAUACCAGAGGGGGAGCUGGUGAAGAUUCUGCCUCUGUUCAACAGAGUUUCUCAGCUCAGUGUUGACAGGUCCCUGUUGCUGAAGAUACUCCACUGUUGCAGUAUCUCUGAGCUCCAGCAGGGGGCAGCAGCAGCACUUUUCUCUGCUCUGCAGAACAGACUGGACUUCUCUUGUAGCACUGGAUUAGAUCUGAGCACAGAAACACAGAAUAACACUCUGAAUCUGACCACUGAGGACUGCAGAGACAUCAGCACUGCCAUCCAGAAAUCUCAUCAACAUACAGAGCUCAUUCUAGAGGACUGUGAACUGGAGGACACUGGAGUGGACAUGUUCUUACUUAUUGUACAUACUGUGAGACUACGCUGUAGUAAACCUUUGUUGCUCCGGUUCCUGGCUCUUCUCCGUGUGAUGAAUGAGUCAGACUGUAUGAGACAUGUUAUGUCCCUCUCAAAGGCACUGAAUAGAGAAAUGGACCUCAGUGAGACACCUCUGGACCUCCAUGACUAUAGAUCAUUAGCUUUGUUUCUGGAAUUUUCUGAUGGUCUGUCAGAACUGGACCUCAGCCACUGCAAGCUCACUGAUCACGGCCUGGAGCUGCUGUUACCACAUCUGGAUAAAGUAAAGGUCCUGGAUCUGAGUCACAAUACCAUAGAUGACCGUUUAGCAGGAAGAAUCUACACAGUUGUUUCCACCAGCAGCAACAUACAGACAGUUCGACUCAACAACAACAGAAUUAGUGAAGAGACUUUCCAAAAAGACAAGCUCUUCGAGAUCUGGUGAUGACCGUGGACUGUUUUCAUACUUCUACUUAAACAGUACGAGUAAAGAACCGUAUAUCAACAAGUUAACAAGAGAGAGACAUCAUUACUCUCGUGUCUUAUUCUACUGUUCUUUUAGUACUGUGUUUGUUCUUCUGCAGUUCCUGUCUGUCUAAUAUGUUUGAAGUUUCAUGGCUUGAGAUAC